This is a messenger RNA of Pieris napi, 5787 nucleotides long. RefSeq names its product mediator of RNA polymerase II transcription subunit 1 (gene MED1). Gene Ontology annotation, cellular component: mediator complex. NCBI's taxonomy places the organism in Eukaryota, Metazoa, Arthropoda, Insecta, Lepidoptera, Pieridae. The transcript is spliced from 13 exons. Gene Ontology annotation, biological process: regulation of transcription by RNA polymerase II. The coding region runs from base 268 to 5022 and encodes 1584 amino acids. The record is from RefSeq and is a predicted model, not a curated record. Gene Ontology annotation, molecular function: transcription coregulator activity.
AAUUUUUUAUAUUAUAUCGGCUAGAUUGUGGCAAAGCUGAAAAAAUUAAGUGCAAGUUAAAAGAUGCUUUCAACACGUAAAUAAUGAAUAAUUUAGUCAAAUAUAUAAACAAUUAAUUUUAGUUAUAACAUAAAAUAGAAUAGUCCUUGGAACUUUACUUGUAAAAGUCCAUAACAUUACGAAAAAAAAUAACAUCUGUGUAUACAAAAGUGUUGUGAAAACUAUUAGUUAUUUUCUUAACAUUACCACAAAAUAAUUGACGCCAAGAUGACGGAUACAAAAACUAUUGCUAUGCCUCAUUCUAAUGGCUUAAAUGAUAAGUCUAAAGAGUUACAAAAUGAAAUUCUGAUGGAAAAGCUCAGGUCUAAAACAUCACAAUAUAAAAACUUAACUGAAACAUCUAAAGCAGUUCGCAUGGCUCUACUGGACAAAAGAUGGGCUAUAGAUAGUGCUGACAGAAUAAUUCUACAGAAAUGCCUAGAUAGCUUACAGCAUUGUAUCAAAGUUAGCUCACUUCAAAGUCUUAUUGAGCGGCUUGAAUGCUUAUCAAGACAACUAGGGUUAAAAUUUGUUGUUGGAACAUCUGGAGUAAAUCUUUUUAUAUCUUCUGACAUGUUCUAUUUAGAAAUAUUGGUUGAAUCAUCUGGGAAUGUGAAAGAUGUCAAAAUACAUCAUGAGGGCAAGAUUGAACAACAAAGUUGUGAAGAGCUAGUACAGUGUAUUGCAAGAGGUGAUUUUGCUGACUUUACUGCACAACUUGAAGGGCUUACAGCUGUCUACCAGUUAAAUGCAGAGAAGAAGGUAAAAUGUAAAGCAUUCAGUGCUUUGCAAAGUUUAGAAGGAGACUUAUGCACAAUGAGGCAGCUGCAAAGCUUCAUAAAAGAUCCUUGGAUGCAAGUACAUAAAAGUCCUAUUGGUUUCCUACAACGGAGGAAAGGAGGACACGCAAUGCGUUUAACAUACUUCGUAUCGCCCUACGAACUGUUAGACAAGGACAAAGGACUUCAGCCCCUUACUUCGGAGUUACUGACAGACGGUCGUCCGUCUCCCUCUAACGGCCUUACGUCACUCAUCACUCCCAGUCGCACGCUUAUAGGUCAUUCAGCCCUAGUACUAUUGGAGGGAUCAGCGGCUAAUAAAUUGCAACUAGAUCCUAUUAUUUCUAGUGGACAGCGAGUUGGGAAAGGCAACGGUCCCGUGUACGCACAACUGGUGGCACAGAACAGUGCGAUGUUGCCAGCCUGCUUCACGCUCAAGCUGUCACAUCCAACGCCGCUAUGCGCUGGACUGGCCAAGCUCAUUCAUGCCACUACUGAGGUGGAAGUUGCGGGUGAUUGGUCGAACAGUAAACCAAUGUUGGGACUGAUCGCUCAACAGGCGUACAAUAGUCUAGUUCCAGGAAAGAUCAUCGAGUUGAAUCUAAGUAAAGGAUUGUUUGUGAAGCUCCCAGACCAAUGGCAGUGCUAUUUCCUCUGUGAGCGUCGUGGACUCGAAGGAUGUGUGGUACAAAGCAUUCCCUUCACUCAUCCCUCGCACGUACCGCAAUUGCUCGCCGCGUUACGUCAGCAAGCGUUGUUCAACGCCCUCAUUGCGUCAUGCGUACGCGCACAGACUAAACAUGUUGUGGACCUGGAAAGCGUACUAAUGUUCGAAGUGAGUGCGUUGUCAUGGCAACACAUUUCGAUAUCCCUCGAACACCCGUUAGACGAGAGUAUGGCAACGGUUGAACUAGAAUUGGGCGAACCGGCAACGCCGCGCGCCACAGUGUACACACUCAACUCGCCUGCCAGGGACCACGUUGACGACUAUAUCAGCAAGGUCCUUCAGAAGAGCCAUUCUAUACCAAUCACGUUAAGAUCAUUGGUGAAUAUCUGGGAGCGGGAAGCGGCAGCGAAACAAAUGAACGGCGGCUACUCCGGUCUCGAGUCGAAUUUUAGCUGUGGCCUGGGGGGCAUCGACCCCGGGGGCGACCACAAGCCCUCCCCUUCGCCUUCCCCGUCGCCCCACAAUCGAGCCCUUUACCCCUCUUCUGUCUCGCAUCCGCAUCAAGGAGGCGCAUACCUCUCUGAUCAGCAACACCACAUGUCAAUGAUGUGUCAAGAUUCGAAUGACUCAAAAUCCCAAAUGGAUGACAGAAAGUCCAAAAAACGUAAAUCUGACUUGUGGCCUCCAUCCACAAAGAAAGGGAAACCCGGUCUGGGAGAUUUAGGCGCUUCGGACAGUGAAAGUGACAAUUCUGACGGUUUUAACGAAGAUGACAAUACAAUGAAUAGUAAUUCAACCAAUGACGAUAUUGAGGGACAGGAGUCUUCAAUUUCGCAGAAUGAUUUUACGUCAGAUCUGGAACUGUCAGGAAUGGAUGCGGAUGCCUUGGGAGGGGCCGAUAAUCGGACGUCGUCUGAUAUUGACAACUCGAACGAUGGCGAUGUUGAAGAUAUAAUCAGGAAUUCUUUUCAUAAGUCCGAGCACAAAAGGCAAAAAGUGAAAAAUAAAGAAGUAGAAUCUCGCAACAGAAGUACGUCUUCGUUGCUCCUAGAUCUCACGGACGGCAAAUCAUAUAUGCCGUCUUCUGUGAGUAUAACACCAAUUACAUCAAAUUCCUCAAACCAAUCCGGUUCGAGCUCAGCGUCUACUUUGUCCUCUAUGCUAUGUCUGGAUAGAAGGCACGGGAUAGAGAUUAUUCCUAUAACUGCCGCGCCUCCCGCGGCUUUGCCCAGUUCUAUAACAAUAACUCCUAUUACUAGUUCACAAAUGAAGUCUAUGGACGACCGCAUACGAUCCGAGAAGAAAUCCAGCAAAUCUGGCGAAGAACGUAGCAAGGAGAAGAAAAAGAAGCGCCGAAGAGAUGAUUCCAUGGGACCUCCUGAAAAAGUCCCGCCGAAACAAGACCCACUUACAAAGCCUGUGUCAGUCAGUAUUAAGCCAACCGAUGGUUCACCAUUGCAGUCGACAUCCCCAAACUCUAUUUUAAGAAAAUUUAGUCCCAGUCCCACACACGGCAGGUCCGUAUCUAUAACAAAGUCCCCGACUCCAAAUACCGUCAAAAUGGGUAAACCCUCUGGAACAUCAAGCCACCAUAAUAGCCCCAGACAUUCUCCAGUACAAAGUAGUCCCAAACAUUUGGCCGGAUAUUCCAGUCCAAAAAACCACACAAUCUCUUCCCCUAAACAUAGCUCAUCCGGUUCGGGGAAACCUAGUAUGUCUACAUUGAAAUCUGCGACGAGUGGUUCGCCUUCAGGAAAAUCUGGCACCACAGGAUAUGACCUCACGAAAAAGAUAUCUAAAGACUCGUACGGAUCGUCAUCGAUGUCUUCGAGAGACAAAGAGAAGAAACACUCCGGAUUAUCUUUUUCUAGUUCGGGUAGAAGUAGCCCGAAAUUAAAAAAUCCACUAAAAUUAAAACAACUUGAAAUUACUCCGGUUACGUGCGAUAGUCCUGUCACUGAGCCUUUGAUUUCACCGCCCAAUGUUGAGGUUAACAAGUCGAAUGCCCCGAGUCAAGCCCGCAACAGAAAAGGUUCUCUUAGUGCAGUCAUAGACAAGCUUAAGUCUGCUCAACAUUGUGGAACUGAUUCAGAAAUAACAACCUCCAAAUCUAGUUCCUCUAGUAGUAGUAGCAAGUUCAAUGAUUCAAAAAACAGUUCAGGAAGCAGCAAUUUAAAAAUGAGUGAAAGCAAAAAUCAAGAAUAUAUGGUGAAACCCAGUUUAGAUGGAAUGAAGAUUACUAUAAAUAAAACAAGAACGAAGGAAUCUUCAAGUGGGAGCUCGAAAUUAAGUUAUUCUGGCUCCAAUAAACAAUCUUCUCCACAGUUGACUCCGCCCAGCCAAGGAUCACCGAAAACUCACACGGGCUUAAAACCGGGAGUAAUCAGUGGACCUGCGUCCAAGAAGACUCAAGUAAUGCAGUCUUCUAAAUCUGGUAACCUGACUCCUGGCUCCACGCCGCCUAAAGCGAAUAUGAGUCCAUCUGAGUCUUCCAGCAUUAGCGCAAGUGCUUCACCAAAAGUGCCUUACUCUAAAUCAUCCGGUAGCAGUAAUGCCGGUAUCAAUUUAUCGAAGUCGAGCUCUAAGUCGAGUUCGGGGUCCCCAAAAAGCAGUAGCUCUGAUCUUGCCAAAAUUAUGCGUGACAGGGAACGCGAAAAGUCGAGGAAUAAGCUUAUGAGUAAUUCUGAAAAAUCUAUAUUUUCAUCCAAAUCUGAACGGCAUUCUAGUCCGAGUGGAUCUCGAGAUGAUGUCGACGGUGAUAGAUUUAAGGGUUCCAAAGAUGCAAGUUUUCUGGUUGAAGGUUUAAUUAAACCAUUAGAUACGAGCAAAUUUCAAAUACCAAAAUUGAAAAAUCAGAAUCCUUCCGACAAAAACAAUCCAGUGUCUCAAUACGAUAGUCGUUCUAUGGUCAACGAUUUUUCUAGAUCCAUGGAUCAAAAUAAAUAUCCAUUUCCACACUUCGACACUCCAAACAGAAGUAGUGAUCAAAUGAAAUCUGGUUAUCCAUUGAAUGUUCCAAAACCUUUACUAAAUAUGGGUGGUGUAAGUCCAAAAACUUUGGUUACCAAAGCUGAACCGACGGAUUUUUCAAAAGUGUCUGAAAGCUUAGCUAAAGGUGAUAGCACACAAAGAUCAAAAGACGAUAGCAAAGAGUCGUAUUCGGGAUCGUAUCCCUUAAUGCCAUUGGAUUUUAAGACAGAUAUGGCAAAGGGGUUUCCAGCGCCAAAGGGAAGUUCUGAAGAUAGAAAGGGUGCAGAUUCUUGCAUGAAACCGCCAACAAGUGGGUCUGUCCCACGGAGUGGAGCAACUACUCCACAGGAAGCGGCUGAAAUGCUUUUGGACUUCUCAUCGUCCUCUGCCAGUAAGGUUUCUGGAAUGGUUGCGGUUAGACCUGUUUAUCCGCCAUCUCCAGCUCUCUUGCAGCUGUCAAAGAGUCCAGCUCCGUCACCAUUAGUUGCUGCCUCCCCUCAUUCAAACUCCCCUUGUAUAUCUGACGAUGAGCUGAUGGACGAAGCCCUAGUUGGCCCCGGGAAAUAAGUUGGGUCAACUAAUGUACAAGAAAAUGUUUGUUGUGAAUAAAAUAUAUGUAAAUUGUAUUAAAAUGAACAAGAUAUAAUUUGUUUAUUGUUACAAAUCAAAUGUAAAAUAUUAUUACUCAAUAUCUUAUUUUUACAUGAGUUUAUAUGAACUUGUUUUUCAUAAUUUACUUUUGAAAGGGGCACCAAUAUUAUACAAAAGUAAUUAUUGUAUACUGAGUAGGGUAUUCUAUUUUAAGGUAUUUAAGUUAAAAUGUAAUGGAGCAAAUUGGUAAUAAAUUAUGUACACACUAAGAAAUCUCUACCAUAUUCAAAUUUGUUUCGUUUCAACAUUAAGGUAAGGUUCAUACUAUUAAACAAAAUUUACUGUAUUCUUGUCUCUAUAUCCCGAAUUAUGCUUAGUGGGUAAUAAAAUAUAUUAUUUAUUUAAAUUAUGUUAACCCACCUAAUUAUACAUUAUUUAUAAUUACAAAUAUCUAUAUAAACUUUCUUUAAGUUUAACAUUGUACCAAUGGCCAAUUCCAUCGAAAAUUUUAUAAUUUUAAUGAAAAGGAAUUUAUUGCUUGGGACUUUACUAAAAGUUGUUUCUGUAAUUCGAGAAAAUACAAAAGACACAGUAAAAUAUGUAUUAUAAUUUGUGCUAGAAACUAAGUUCAUGAGGUUAAUGACGAAAAAAAAUCUAUAGUUGAUAAAAAUGGAUGGGAUUGGUAUAUGUAGCAUUUAUUGUCUUAUUUAAAGGUUUAAAAUAAACGUGAUGAAAUAUUAA